AUGGACCACCCGCAGAGCUCGUUCUAUGAACCGACGAUGUAUGAAUAUCCUGGCGCGUACCGAGGCCCUCACCAUCAAUAUGGGCACCACAAUCCUCAAAAUAUGCAGAAUGUGCCGCAUAUUCCGCAAGCAACAUCUCAUCAUCGCAGAGACUCGAGUGUCAGCAUUGGUCUCGAGCACGCGCCAUCCCAAGUGUCGUUCGGCCAUCAACCUCAGAGUCCUCCUCUCAGGCAGCCUCAACAAGCACAGCAACAGCAACAGCAACAAGCAUCUCACCAUCACCACCAACACCAGCCAUCUAUGAGCUCGCGACCGCGGUCUACGAGUGCCGCCACCGUCGAGCUGUCGGGCGCAGGCUCGAGCUCGAUGAUGCACGACUCGCGACCGCGAGCGCAUUCGUAUGCGGACCCUCGAGCCGCGGCAGACCAGCGAAACAAGCAGCAUUCGCAGACGGCGGGCGUCGACGACGUCGGCUUUGGUUCGACAAACGCGGUGCAAGAACUGGACGAAGAACCGCUGUAUGUCAACGCAAAACAGUACCAUAGGAUCCUCAAGCGUCGGGCUGCACGUGCUCGUCUUGCAGAGAUUCAAAAGCUCUCGUCGCAACGCAAGCCUUACCUCCAUCAAUCGAGGCACAAUCAUGCAAUCAGACGUCCCAGAGGGCCCGGUGGUCGCUUCUUGACCGCAGAAGAAAUCGCUGCUCGCAAGGCCCAGAGUCAAAACGAGCAAAAUGGUGGCGACGACGACGGGGGGUUGAAUGAAUCACCCAUUUCCCCUACCCAAGAAUCCGUGUCGAGCCCACAAGACGACAUUGCAAGUCCGCUGUCCCCUACAGGCGACAAGUCGUCCAACUCGCUGGCGGCCACGGCUUCGGCAGUGUUUGGCUAUUCAACCAACUCGGCAGACGUAAAGACGGCAGGAGAGAAUGGAGGAGGCGUCAAUGGGCUCACCUUUGACGCGGAUGGCCUGAGCUCCAUCUUGGAGUCUCCUGGCGAGCUGGCCCUCGGCGGAAACUACAAUUUUGGAAGCGGGGAGCAAUAA
Molecule: messenger RNA, 1041 nt
Organism: Serendipita indica DSM 11827
Lineage: Eukaryota; Fungi; Basidiomycota; Agaricomycetes; Sebacinales; Serendipitaceae
Source: the annotation of a GenBank genome assembly